AAUAAUAAUAAUAAUAAUAAUAAUAAUAAUAAUAAUAAUAAUAAAUAAGUAUGGAGUGGGUGAUAUAAAAAAAAGAAAAGAAAAGAAAGUGGAAGCCCCAUGUGCUGUCUUCUACGUGUAUCAGUGUGAGUGAUAUAAAACAAAGAAAAGAAAAGAAAAUGGAUGUAUCAGUGUGCCCCCCAAACCGAGAUGCCUUUAUUGUUAAAAAAAAAAAACCUUUCUCUCCCUAACCUCUCUCCCCCCCAAACCGAGAGAGAGAGAUCGAUGUCAGACCGAGACAGGCAAAUAGAGCAGCUGAAGAAGUGUGAGCCCUUGAAGGAGUCCGAAGUCAAGGCUCUUUGCCUCAAAGCCAUGGAAAUCCUCGUCGAAGAGAGCAAUGUUCAGAGAGUCGACGCACCUGUCACCAUUUGCGGCGAUAUCCAUGGGCAGUGUGAUGACAUGAAGGAACUUUUCAAAGUAGGAGGUGAUUGUCCAAAGACUAAUUAUCGGCGGCGGCGUGCUCGGCCGGGCGAAGGUGGAGAAGGCGGCGCGGCGCAACGCCGAGCUAUCUGCGAGGGCGGCGCAGCUGAGCGCGGAGGCGCAGGCAGGACAGGCUCGGGCGAGGGAGCAGGAGGCCACGGCGGCGGCGCUGCAGGAGCGGCUUCAGCAAGCCAGAAGGAGCGGCGGAGGGGAGAGGGGAUGCUCCAGCGGAGGAGAGAAGCGGAGGACGCCGAGUCGGCGGAUAUUGAACCGGACCGAGUGGACCGAGUUGCUGUGUAGAAAAUAAGUCAAUCAGAGAGGGACUUUGUAAUAGCUAGUGAUGGCAGGUAUGUGUAGAAAAUAAGCGGAAUAGGUUGAAGUCCGGCGGGCAGCUAAGGUGAGGUUGCCGCCCGCCGGGGAAGCGAAAAUAUCAGGUUCUAAACCUGCUCUGAUACCAUGUU
Molecule: messenger RNA, 920 nt
Organism: Camellia sinensis
Lineage: Eukaryota; Viridiplantae; Streptophyta; Magnoliopsida; Ericales; Theaceae
Source: RefSeq, a predicted model, not a curated record